CCCCUCUCCCUCCUCUGCCCUAACAAGCCACAAAAACCAAAUCUUUUUGUUCUCUUUGCCCAUUUCCCCCCCUAUAGCUUCAAACUCCCCUCUCUCAUUACCUUGUUGAACCAAAGAUUUGUGACAAUCUAUAUCAAAUGGCAUCUUCUUCUUCUUCUGAGCUGAGCUUGGAUUGCAAACCCCACACCCAUCAUUCUUUGCUUCUGAGAUGCUUCUCCUCCGACCAAAUCAUCACUCAUCAGGAUCAUCAUCAUCAGAACCCACAAAAGCUGGAGGAAUUCCUGUCCCGGCUCGAGGAAGAGAGGCUGAAGAUCGACGCUUUCAAGAGAGAGCUCCCACUCUGCAUGCAACUCCUCACCAAUGUCAUGAUCUCAUCCUCCCCCGCAGCCAUGGAGAGCUCAAGGCAGCAGCUUCAAGCAUACAAAGGCAGCCACCACCAACAUCACCAGCCAACAGUAGUUCUCGAGGAAUUCAUACCACUAAAAAACUCAUCUUUACCACCACCACCCGAAUCGGCUUCCUCGUUAGAGAUCAAGGGAUGUGGCAGCAACACCGACAACAAGGCGAAUUGGAUGACGACGGCUCAGCUAUGGAGCCAAGAGACCAAGCCUCUGCCUCCACCAAAAGACAAAACCCCCGUUGGAUCAACAACAGAGGAUGUUAACAACAAUAACCAUCAUGAUUAUCGUCACGAGGAUAGUGACAAAAGAGGUGGUAAUCAACCUCCCGAUCUACAAGCUGUCGGGGCAGUGGACAGUAACGUUAAUGGAUCGAAUGGCGGCGACAACAACAACAACAACAAUGGUGGUAGUGGUGGUCAGAAUCAUAGGAAGGCGAGGAGGUGUUGGUCGCCUGAUUUGCACAGGAGAUUUGUGAAUGCGCUUCAAAUGCUUGGUGGGUCUCAAGUGGCGACUCCAAAGCAAAUCAGGGAACUAAUGAAGGUUGACGGUUUGACCAAUGACGAAGUGAAAAGCCAUCUCCAGAAAUAUAGGCUGCACACAAGGAGACCGAGCCCAAGCCCACAGGCGCCAGGUGGGCCAGGGCCGCAGCUCGUGGUCCUAGGCGGGAUCUGGGUCCCACCGGAGUACGCUGCCGCCGCCGUUGCCGGACACGGCGGACACCCGACGCUCUACGGCGGCGCCACCGCGCACGCGCCUCCUCCCCACUUCUGCGCCGCCCGGGACUCCGCCGCACAGGACUACUACGUCGCCGCCGGUGGAAUGCCGAUUCCCCCUCCGCCGCACCACCACCACCACCACGCGGCGUUUCAGCAGCAUCAUCACCACCAGGUCCACGUGUACAAGACGACGUCGUCCCGGGGGCAUAGCUCCGGCCCGGAGUCCGACGACCGAGCAGCCGCCGCGGGAGAGAGGUCGGAGAGCAUCGAGGAGGAUGGGAAGUCGGACAGCAGCAGCUGGAAGGCAGCGGAGAGCGGCGACAAUAUCGCCGCCGCCGGCGGCGGGAAAGGGCUGGCUGCGUUGAGGGAGAAUGGAGAUGAAUGUGAUCGGAGUGAAAUCACUCUCAAAUUUUAACCCAAACAGAAAAUCGUUACAUAAUUCAUUUCCUACUUUUUAGGGUUUAGGGUUUUUAAUUUAGAUGGAAUUCGGAGUUCGUUGUGUAAUCAUCGCCUAACUUCCCAUUUUAGUGCCUAAAUAUUGUUAUUGUUUCACCUCCAGCCACCCAAUUAAUCGUU
This is a messenger RNA of Linum tenue, 1693 nucleotides long. The record is from the annotation of a GenBank genome assembly. NCBI's taxonomy places the organism in Eukaryota, Viridiplantae, Streptophyta, Magnoliopsida, Malpighiales, Linaceae.